This is a messenger RNA of Hippocampus zosterae (dwarf seahorse), 3216 nucleotides long. It is a transcript of the gene galnt2, whose product is annotated as UDP-N-acetyl-alpha-D-galactosamine:polypeptide N-acetylgalactosaminyltransferase 2. The record is from RefSeq and is a predicted model, not a curated record. Gene Ontology annotation, cellular component: Golgi apparatus. The transcript has 16 exons. The coding region runs from base 412 to 2112 and encodes 566 amino acids. Lineage: Eukaryota; Metazoa; Chordata; Actinopteri; Syngnathiformes; Syngnathidae.
ACAGCCUGUCGCACACGCACACAGAUCCUCGCUCACUGCUGCAAGGGCUGAGCUGCAACUAAAAACGCUCACUACAAUAAUUUCCUCCAACAUUUACCCGUGUCUUUCCCAUUCGACUUUAUCAAGAUCCGCCCCUCGACGAGUUUGCAGCAUCGAACACCUCCUCCACAACGGGGUUAUCCGACAUCUGAUUGGAUUACAGCGGGUUAGCCUUUGCCCUCUCACCUCCGUUGUUGAAUUUUGGCUAGCUGCUUCCUGCUCCCCCAGGAGGACCGUGAACCCAGCGGUGAAGCGCCCUGCGCGAAUACGACAGACCGGGACGUGUCGCCGCCACUACUACCAUUACCACUACCAAAACCAGCGACCCACCGAACACUCGGCAGGCGGACAAAACGGGACGAGAAGACCGCCAUGCGAAGGAAAUCGAGGAUAUUGUUAUGUUUUGCGGUGCUUUGGGUGCUGGGGAUCGCCUACUACUUCUACUCGGGGACGGCGUUGGGGCGAAAGGAUGACUGGGACUCGAGCGACGCGUCCCGCCGACACAGAGCUCAUAACACCGAUGACAAGACUCAGGAAGUUUUGCCGCCUGGUAAAGUCCGCUGGCAGGACUUCGACCAAGAUCUGUAUGUUGGAGCUACAGUGGUCCGACCAGGUCAGGACCCAUAUGCCAGAAACAAGUUCAACCAGGUGGAGAGCGAUAAGCUCCGUAUGGACAGAGCUGUACCGGAUACUAGACAUGACCAUUGCAGACAUAAGCAGUGGAAGUCAGACCUGCCAGCUUCGAGUGUGGUCAUCACCUUCCACAAUGAAGCCCGCUCCGCUCUGCUGCGUACCGUUGUCAGCGUCUUGAAGAAAAGUCCCGCUCACUUGGUGAAAGAGAUCAUCUUGGUCGAUGACUACAGUGAUAAUCCGGAGGAUGGAGCGCUGCUGGGCAAGAUUGAGAAAGUUCGCGUGCUGAGAAACGACCGCAGAGAAGGACUGAUGCGCUCGAGGGUUCGUGGUGCAGACGCUGCCACGGCGCCAGUUCUCACCUUCCUGGACUCUCAUUGUGAAUGUAACGACCACUGGCUUGAGCCGCUCCUGGAGAGAGUCGCUGAGGAUAAGACCAGGGUGGUUUCUCCCAUAAUUGAUGUCAUUAACAUGGACAACUUCCAGUAUGUAGGAGCGUCGGCUGAUCUCAAAGGAGGUUUCGACUGGAAUUUAGUAUUUAAGUGGGAUUACAUGACUCUGGACCAGAGACGAGCAAGACAAGGCAAUCCUAUCGCCCCCAUAAAGACUCCCAUGAUAGCAGGAGGUCUGUUUGUCAUGGAUAAGGAAUACUUUGAGCUUUUGGGGAAAUAUGACAUGAUGAUGGAUGUUUGGGGAGGAGAAAAUCUGGAGAUCUCAUUUCGUGUGUGGCAGUGCGGCGGAAGUCUGGAAAUCAUCCCGUGCAGCCGGGUUGGACACGUUUUCAGGAAGCAACACCCCUAUACCUUCCCUGGCGGAAGCGGCACUGUCUUUGCAAGGAACACCAGAAGAGCUGCUGAAGUAUGGAUGGACGAGUUCAAAAACUUCUACUACGCCGCCGUUCCCUCUGCAAGAAAUGUGCCGUAUGGGAACAUCCAGAGUCGUUUGGAUAUGAAGAAGCGUUUAGCCUGUAAGCCCUUUAAAUGGUACCUGGAGAAUGUCUACCCUGAGCUGCGUGUCCCGGACCACCAGGACAUCGCCUUCGGAGCCUUGCAGCAGGGAGGGAACUGCCUCGACACGCUCGGACAUUUUGCUGACGGCGUGGUGGGCGUUUACGAGUGCCACAACGCUGGCGGAAACCAGGUAGCGUUACUACGGCAACACACGCAGGAAUGGGCUCUAACUAAGGACAAGUCAGUCAAGCACAUGGACUUGUGUCUGACAGUGGUGGACAGAAUGGCCGGCUCCCUCAUCAAACUGCAGGGCUGUCGCGACAAUGACAGCAGACAGAAAUGGGAGCAGAUUGAGUCCAACUCGAAGCUUCGCCACAUGGGCAGUAACUUGUGUCUUGACAGCCGCAGUGCCCGCAUGGGUGGGCUCACUGUGGAGCUGUGCAGCCCCAACCUGAGCCAGCAGUGGAAGUUUACCCUGAAUUUACAGUCCUAGGGGGACAAACACUGCCACUAGACAUCAUCAUCCUCUGCUAAGAGCAUGACACACCAACUGACUUUAAGAACUUGUAGAAGAUGUCGACUGGAGGGGAAAGACAAACAUGAUGGAUGAAUGAGUCCAUCUUGCUCCUCCCAGGGCGGGUCUGAGAUCAUUUCUACACCACCACUCCCUCCUUCAACAUACAGACUGGCUGAGAGCCUUGUAGACCUUAAACAGGAAACUGACUAUAUUUUGUGGGAGGACCAGUGCCGGUGACGCUGAUGAUGAUGAUGAGGGGGAUGAAAGCGAUGAAGGCUUUCCAUCCAACUACUACAUACCUCAGUGUUUUUCUCAUUGAUGGUUCAAGAGGCAGAAUAACAUGAAUUCUCCAAGUCGGUUGUUUUCUUCAGUGCUGGUGGAAAUGAACUCUUCUGUGUUUUUAUUUUGUGAUGAUUUUCUUUUUGAUGUUUUAAUUACUGUUAAUUUGUGGAGGCUUCUAGGAGCUUUUUUUUUAAAAAACAAAAACAAGGUUUUCCAAACCUCGCCACAAUUGGAGGAAAAAGUUUUUUUUCUUCUUUUUGUCCUUAUGUUGAAUCGCAUCGGUUUACAGGAUCAGCAGCGAUGAGGUGGAUAAAAAAAUAUAUUUUCUACUAAUCUUCAGCCCUACAGUCCCCCCCUUUCCAACAAAAGUUGAGGAGGAACUUUUCCUCACAAUACACAGCGAAGCUCCUAAGGAAUUCUUGGAGAACAUGGAGUCGGGGAGUUCUGCUCUCUCCUCAGGCUGUAGCACUGGCUGCUGCACUUUAGCAUCCUUCUUUUUGUCUUUAAAGCAACAACACAGCACGAAGCUCUUAGAAGCUAAUUUUUUGUUUACUCUUCCUCUCUUAGGCAAAUUGGGAAAAAAAACUGUAAGGACAAUGAACUCUAGGGGACUGAUGUCUUUUCUUUACUCUUGCUGCUCUUUGGCUACUCCCUCAGGAGCGCCUCCGUUUUAUACAAUUUCUGUUUGCAUUGUGAUUUUAUGUUGCUCAGCACAUCAGACUGAAUUUGUGUUGUUUACUGUUACGGCAGUUUCUCUCUAGAGGUAACGGGAAUAAAUAGUGGAGCUUUUAUUAUCAA